Messenger RNA from Naegleria fowleri, 669 nucleotides. RefSeq lists its product as uncharacterized. Gene Ontology annotation, molecular function: uracil phosphoribosyltransferase activity. The transcript has 4 exons. NCBI's taxonomy places the organism in Eukaryota, Heterolobosea, Eutetramitea, Acrasida, Naegleriidae. Bases 1 to 669 code for a protein of 222 amino acids. The record is from RefSeq and is a predicted model, not a curated record. Gene Ontology annotation, biological process: uracil salvage.
AUGUCCCAAUUCAAUCAUGAAGAAACACUCAAUUUGAGCUAUCGUUGCUCUGGACAUCCACUCAUUCAAGACAAACUUACAAAGUUGAGAGACAAACGAACCAAACCUUCCGAGUUUAGAAAAUUAGUUUCGGACUUGUGUGUGUUGCUUUGUUUUGAAGCUACCAGCAAGUUGAACAUGAAAUCCAUUGAAAUUGAAACUCCUAUUUGUAAGACAGUACAAAAUGUCGUUGCGGAUAGAAUUUGUCUUGUUCCAGUGUUACGAGCUGGAUUGGGAAUGCUGGAAGGUCUCCAUAGCAUCGUCCCUCAGGCAAGAGUAAUUCAUAUUGGCCUGUUCAGAAACGAGGAAACUUUACAACCUGUGGAAUAUUACAAGAAGCUUCCACCUCAAUGUGAUGCUGAUAUUGCAAUUGUUUUGGAUCCAAUGUUGGCCACUGGUGGCUCUGCAGUUGCCACUAUUGAGAGGAUUAAAGAUUGGGGAGUCAAGAAAGUUAUUUUCAUGUGCAUUUUGGCUGCUCAUGUGGGUAUCAGCAAUGUGAAUAAGGCACAUCCAGAUGUAGAAAUUUAUUGUUGUGGUGUGGACAGGGAAUUAAAUUCGAAUGGAUACAUUGUACCUGGUUUAGGUGAUGCAGGAGAUCGCCAAUAUCAAGGUGAUUACUGCUACGAGUGA